AUGGGAAAGAAAAUACAAAAAGGAAAGAAGGGAGAGAAAUCUCAGUAUUUAACCAGAUCUAAGGCUAUCAGAAAACUUUAGCUAUCUUUGAAAGACUUUAGAAGACUGUGCAUUUUGAAGGGAGUAUAUCCCAGAGAGCCAAAGAAGAAGUUCGAGGGUACCAAUAAAACUUAUUAUCAUGUGAAAGACAUUAAAAUUUUGAUGCAUGACAAACUGCUCAAUAAGUUUAGAGAGCUAAAGGCUCAUGCAAAGAAGUAUAAGAAACUUAUGAAUCGUAAGGAGAAUAAGCUUGCAGAGGAUCAUUUGAAGAAAGCACCUAAGUACUCACUGAGUCAUAUUAUUAAGGAGAGAUACCCAACUUUUAUUGAUGCUCUUAGAGAUCUCGAUGAUGCACUAUGUCUUAUCAGUCUUUUUGCUAAUUUACCGCAACAUCAUACAUUAGAGAUCACAAAGAAGGAGACUGAGGCUUGUACCAAUCUAAUUAAAGAGUUUAUGUUCUAUUGUACCGUCACUUAAUGCUUUAAAAAGGCAUUCUAUUCAAUAAAGGGAAUAUACUAUUAGGUCGAAAUUAUGGGCUAAAAUAUCACAUGGAUUGCACCUUAUCAAUUCAAUCAGAGACUGCCAUUUGAUAUUGACUAUAAAGUUAUGAGCACCUUCCUAGAGUUUUACUUAGCUUUAGUUAGAUUUGUGAACCAUAAACUAUACAUAGAUCUUGGCUUUAAGCAUCCUCUAGAACAUAACUUAAAUGAUGAGAAUAAAAUAUAUUUAGAUGUCGCUUUAGUGCAGUCACUGUAAAAGCAGGCUCGUAAGAAGUUUGAGCAAGGUCAAGCAGGUUAGGACAAAUUCUAGAUAUCAGAAGAGUUCAAAGAUACACCAGAGAUGAAGAAAUUGACAAAAAAAGAAGAGCAUCAAAAGAGAUAGAGAAAUCUGUUCUAAAAAUGUGUAUUCUUACUUAACAGAGAAGCACCUAUUUACAGUUUGCAGUAUUUAAUAUUAUCAUUCGGAGGAGCUUUUGCCACCGAAGAAGAUGAAGAUUUCUUGUAGAAUAAUAAAGUUACUCAUCACGUCAUGGAUAGGCCACUUCAAGGAAAAUUGUAAACAAACAAAGAGUAUGUAUAACCAUAAUGGAUAGUCGAUUCUCUGAAUAAUUUGCAUUUGCUUCCUACACAGCCAUAUAAGCCAGGUCAAACUUUGCCACCUCAUCUCUCACCUUUCGUUGAUGAUUUGAAGGAAGGAUAUAUCCCAACAAGACAGAAGGAAAUAAAUGCCUUAAAGGGAGAAGUUGUCGAAGAACCAAAUGAAGAGGAGGAAAGUAUGAGUGAAGUUGACAACAAAAAUGAAGAGUCAGAGGAGGACAUCUAACCAGCAAAAUAAGUUGCCAAAUCUCAGAAAGAUAACAAAGCUACUAAGAAUGAUAAGGUAGAGGAACUAAAGAAACCAGUGAAUUUGAAAUAGAAGGGAGAUGCUGACUCUAGUAGUGAUGAGGACUCUGAAGAAGAGGACUUGAAAUAAAAGAAGCAAAAGAACUAAAAAAUAAAGAAAGAGCUCUAGAAGGAACAAGAGGAACUAGGUAAAAUCCUAAUGACCAAGAAACAGAGAAGACUAUACGAUCAAGCUGAUAAAAGUAUUCAAAAGAAGAAAGAAGUUGCAAACAAAUUAAAAGAAAAGAAAAAGAGAAUAGAACAGAGUAAAUAGAAAGGUGGGAAAUGA
This is a messenger RNA of Stylonychia lemnae, 1710 nucleotides long. Lineage: Eukaryota; Ciliophora; Spirotrichea; Sporadotrichida; Oxytrichidae. The record is from the annotation of a GenBank genome assembly.